Molecule: messenger RNA, 2458 nt
Organism: Catharus ustulatus (Swainson's thrush)
Lineage: Eukaryota; Metazoa; Chordata; Aves; Passeriformes; Turdidae
Exons: 4
Coding region: 1280-2224 (314 amino acids)
Source: RefSeq, a predicted model, not a curated record
AUAAAGAGAAUUUUUAUCCCAUUCCCCUCUCCCAGAUUAUCCAUGAGGGGGUUGUGGAUAUUUUAUUUAUUUUUAUUUAGGAAAAACUCGACUCAAGCACAGAAAAAAGUUUUCAAGCUGGCUUUUAAUCAUCUCCACUUGCUGCCCCAAUUACUGUACAUGCAAAGCCAAUUAAAAGGUGAAUAAUUCAGCUUUUCCCUCCCUGUUUUUUUUUUUUUUUUUUUUUUGAGGGGGGAGGAAAACAUCAGGAAUAUUUUACAAAACAACGUGCGCCCUCCGAGCCGUCGGUCCCGCAGAUAGAAACCACAAAAAUACAAGAGUUUGACAUUUAAGAAAGGACCACACACAUAGAAAACAGGACAGGACACAGGUAGGAAAUUCCAUUUGCUCGUUUUUUUUGUAUUUUUUUUUAAAUAUUCCCAGUUUUCUGUCGCCAUCCCAAACCCAUCCCCUUCUCUUGGAUGUGGGACUGGGGCUCCAAGGAUGCUCCAGUUCCCCCUUCCCGGGGAUUUUUGGGGAGUGGUGGGGUUGUGGAAUGGGGGGAAUCUGUCAUUAAACCAAGUUUAGUCACUGAUCUCAUCCCAGCUCCCAAAAAAUCCUAAAAUAUCCAAGUAAAGUCUUCCCUUUCCCCCUCAGCUGUCACCUUCUCCUUUAGAGCCAAUUAAUUCAUGGUUAAUUGAGCUCUGGUGCUUCCCCACCUCUCCCUUUCCAUGCAGAAUUUGGGGGGUUUGAGGCUGGAAAAUGUGAGGGAUUUUUGGGGUUUUGCACUUUCACCCCUGUCCCUCCUUUCAGCCUCAGCUUCCAAGGGUUUGGAAUUUCUAGGCAGAGCUCCUUGCCUUUAAUCCCUCAUUAUUCCUCUUUUAUUCCCUUUUAUUUUGUUUUUAAUGCACCCAAACCAGUCUGGAAUUCCACAUUCCCUUUUUAGUCCCCCUUCAACCUUUAAGGGGGAAGCAGGGUUGAAAGAUUUCCUUACUGUGGAUAAAAUCCCUCCAUUUGGAAUGGAAAUCCAGAAUUUUGGAUGGGGUCAGCAUUCCCAAACUUCACUUUGCCAAUUCCCUAAAAUCCCAUCAGGGCUUUUCCCUCUCUUUUUAUUUCCCUGGUGCUGCUGCCAGCCCAAAUCCCAGGAGAAAUUCCCAACUUUGCUCUCCCCAGAGGUGUAAACUUGAGGGAUUAAUGACAGAUUCCAGAGUCCUGGAACAUCCUGAACAUUCCAGGGAUGAAUUCCGAGCUGGGGAGGAGGAGGAGGAUGAUGAUGGGAUGAGGAAGAUUCUCUCCUUUCAUGAAAAGAUCAAAGCCCUUUAAGAAAACAAGGCCACCAACUUCAAAGUGCUCUCUGAACAUUCAGGGGCUCCCCCUGGGAUUGGAAUUCCUUUGGGAUCCUCCCUGGGGCAGGAGAAAAUUCCCUUUGGGGAUCCUGCAGGGAAUGGGAUCAGCAUUGCAGCCCUGGGAGGGGACAAUUCCCUGCCUGCUCCAGAGGCUGCCUGGACAUCCAGGAGCUUGGGAGAGGGAUCUGUGUCCUUUGGAGAGGGAUCUGUGUCCUUUGGGCAGGGAUCUGUGUCUUUGGAGAGGAUCUGUGUCCUUUGGAGAGGGAUCUGUGUCCUUUGGACAGGGAUCUGUGUCCUUUGGAUGGGGAUCUGUGCCCUUUGGACAGGAUCUGUGUCCUUUGGAGAGGGAUCUGUGCCCUUUGGAGAGGGAUCUGUGCCCUUUAGACAGGGAUCUGUGCCCUUUGGAGAGGGAUCUGUGCCCUUCCAAGGACGAGAGCAGCGCUGGGUUUUGGAAUCGAGCCCUGGGAAGGUUUUGGGGGGCUCAGGGCAGCCCUGGAGAGGCUGCAGGGCAGGGAGAAUGGAAAAGGGGCACAGGGAUCCCAGUGGAUCACCCCUCCAGCUCUGGGAUCCCUAUGGAUCAUCCCUCCAACUUUGGGAUCCCUGUGGAUCAUCCCUCCAGCCCUGGGAUCCCUCUGGAUCAUCUCUCCAGCCCCAGGAUCCCUCUGGAUUCCCCAGGAUCCCUCUGGAUCAUCUGUCCAGCCCCAGGAUCCCUGUGGAUCAUCUCUCCAGCCCCAGGAUCCCUCUGGAUCCCUCUGGAUCCCUCUGGAUCAUCUCUCCAGCCCCAGGAUCCCUUGCCCUGGGCCCAGAUCCCAAAGGGAGCAGGGUUGGGAGUUUCCCACCCCGAUCAUGGAUUGCUUUUCGUUCCACAGGGGAACCAAAACAAAACAAAACUAAAAUAAAAACCUGGAUGUGAUCGAGUGCACAAGCUCUGGGUCCUAAAGGAAUGGAAAAAAUUGGGGAAAGGGAAAAGGAAAAGGAAAGGAUGAGGGUAUAGCAACAAUGGGAGCACUGGGAUCUCCUGGAUCCUUCUGGGUUCUCCUGGAUUUCCUGGAUUCUCAUGGAUUUUCCUGGAUUCUCCUGGAUUUUCCUGGAUCCUCUUGGAUUUUGCUGGAUCCUCCUGGAUUCUCCUGGAU